UCUGCAGAGUACGAGCUUGGUAUUCCCAUCAUUGGUGAACAUUGUCAGGAAGGCAUGCAGGCCCCGCAUUGACUUAACUCAGCUCUCUGCUGUUCGUGUUGGCGCGGGGAAAGGCAUCCUUCGAUCAUCGAUGCUUUGAGCGUUUAAUUUUGUGAAUAAAGGCCGGCACCUUGCCACUUCGUACCAAAAUCUCCCAUCGGUGUCAACGAAGCCUCAUUUCUUUUCAAACCGGUUGGGUUCAAACUCUCAUCAUGGGCCUCUACACCAACCUUCCCGAUGAGAUCCAGGAGGUGGAUGUCAUCAUCGCCGGCGGCGGCACAACUGCCUGCGUUGUUGCCUCGCGUCUGGCGGCUGCGGACCCGAACCUGUCGAUCCUGAUGAUUGAAGGCGGCCAGAACAAUGCCGGCAUUCCAACCAUCACGCACCCCGCCUACUUUAUGUCCAGUCUCGCGCCCGAGAGCAAAACAAACCUCUUCUACAAGACCAACAAGUCGGCCGCCCUAGCAGACCGCGAGCUCAUUUUGCCGUCCGGUGGCAUCCUUGGGGGAGGCUCGUCCACCAACUUCAUGACGUACAGCCGGGCGCAAAAGUCCGACUUUGACUCCUGGGGUGUCCCCGGGUGGUCCGGCGCGGAUAUGCUGCCCUACUUGAAGAAGCUCGAGACAUACCAUGGAAAGGACGACAAGGGUGUCCAUGGCUACGAUGGUCCGAUCCAUAUAUCCCGUGGCACAUACCACCGAAAGAGAAUCGAAGAGGAAUUCAUCGCCUCGGCAGCCAAGGUGGGGUGGUCGGAAGCCGAGGACAUACAGGACCUGAAAACCGUGAAUGCCGUGGGGCGGGCCUACCGCUACAUCUCCCCCGAUGGCAAGCGACAGGACGCGGCAACAUGCUAUCUCCACCCUCUGCUGAGCGACGGCAAGCACCCCAAUCUGCACGUGCUGGUCCAAUCGCAGGUCAAGCGGAUCCUGUUCGACAACAACAAAGCCGUCGGCGUCGAGUACAGGCCGAACCCAACCUUUGCCAGCAACAUCGCGGGCGAGACCAAGACCGUCAAAGCCCGCAGACUCGUCGUCGCAUCGUGCGGAGCCUGCGGCACGCCCUCCCUCUUGGAACGGUCCGGCGUCGGUGACCAAACCAUCUUGCAGGCCGCCGGCGUCCCCCUAGUAGCUGCGGCACCGGGUGUCGGGAACGGCUACGAAGACCACCACUUGGCUCUCUACCCAUACCUCAACUCCCUGGACGCCGCCGACACGCUCGACGCUCUGGCGUACGGGCGCAUGGGGAGCGCGGAAGAACUGAUCAAACAACAGCACCCGAUGCUGGGCUGGAACGCGCAAGAAGUCCAGGGGAAGGCCCGGCCGACCGACGCCGAGGUGGCCGCUCUCGGGCCCGAGUUCCAGAAGGCAUGGGACCGGGAGUUCAGGGACCACCCCGAGAAGCCCACCGCCAUCUUCACGGUGAUUGCCGGGUUCCCCGGCAACCCGGGCGCCGAGCCCGGCGACCCCGGGCUGACCAUGACGGUCUUCACCGUCUACCCGUUCUCGCGCGGGCACGUCCACAUCACGGGGCCGCAGCUCGACGACGCGGUCGACUUCGACACGGGCUUCUUCGCCGACGCCGGCGGGCUGGACAUUAAGAAGCACCAGUGGACCUACAAGAAGCAGCGCGAGAUCAUGCGGCGGAUGCCCUGCUACCGGGGCGAGGUGGCCGCGUGCCACCCGCCCUUUGCGCCCGGUUCGCAGGCCGCCACCAUCAGUCUCGAGGAUGGGCCGCUCCCCGCCGACGCACCGGCCAUCGAGUACUCGGCCGAGGACGAUGCCGUGAUUGAGAAGUGGUUGCGGGAGAACAUUAGCACAACGUGGCACUCUCUCGGUACGUGCAAGAUGGGGCCGCGGGAUGAGAAGGGUGUGGUGGAUGCGAAUCUUGGUGUUUAUGGAGUUGAGGGCCUCAAGGUUGCUGAUAUGAGUAUCGUGCCGCGGAAUGUUGCUGCUAAUACGAACAACACGGCCUUGGCAAUUGGUGAGAAGGCUGCCGAUAUUUUUAUCAAGGAGCUUGGCCUGGGUCGAUAGAGUUGGGAAUCGGAUACAUUAGAUUCGCGGGGUUCUAGGAGAUAUCUGCCUCGUCUCUCGAAUAACUUACUUUACCCACGAGCUCCCAAUCUUUCACCAGCGUCAAAAGAAAAAGGGGAAGUAGUCGCAGCAAUGGCAGCCAGAUCAGUUACAAUAGCAACCCAAGCCGCGGUUUUGAGUCUUUGA
Chaetomium fimeti is the source of this 2255-nucleotide messenger RNA. RefSeq names its product GMC oxidoreductase-domain-containing protein. The transcript has 3 exons. Bases 252 to 2069 code for a protein of 605 amino acids. Gene Ontology annotation, molecular function: oxidoreductase activity, acting on CH-OH group of donors; flavin adenine dinucleotide binding. The record is from RefSeq and is a predicted model, not a curated record. Lineage: Eukaryota; Fungi; Ascomycota; Sordariomycetes; Sordariales; Chaetomiaceae.